UAUUAAUAGGAUAUGGAUUUACGUGCUAUGUACAUUUUUUGAACAUAGGAUGAAUGUAGUUUUGGUCAGUUUUUUAUAUUCGAAAUACAUUUAACGAAAUAUUGUAUGAACAUGGAAUUGAUACUUCUUACACAUAAGAAGUAGCAUGUCAUAUAUAUAUCUGAAUGAUAUUUUUUGCCACGCAAAUAAUAAUACAAAAGGUUCAUGUUUCAGUAUUCUAUUUUUAAAUUAAUAUAUCAACAUAUGGUGAGAUAAAAUAUUGAAACAUAAGCACCUACUUUUACAAAAAAUAAAGCACUUACCCAGGGAAUAUAAAUUUAAAGUAUUGGAGCAGGUAUGUGUAUUCAAAAUAAAGUAAUAAUAUAUUAUUAUUAUCGCACGAAAUAUUUAGCAUGUUUUGAUUUUUUUAAAUCAAGGUGUAUGUGACAAUGUAUAAAAUAAAUGUUAACUUUAGUAUUUCAAUGUUAUAUUACAAACCUUUUCUAACAUUUGUAGUAUUUAUAGAAUAAUAUUCCAUAUUUCAAAUGACAUUGCUAAACCAAUAUUGUAUAUAUGUAUAUUUAUAAAACAUUAAAUAUUGAGACUAUAUCUGGGAAAUAUUAUCAUAUGUACAUAAUCUAAUAUUGUACUUAAAAUAUCAUUCCAAUGUCGAAUAUAUAUGAGGAAUAUUUUCUAACAUCUUUUCUAUAUUCUAUGAAUAUUUUAUGCUGUCUAGGUAGGGUCCUGAUCAGGAUUCGAUUACGCCAUACUCAGGUUCCUAUCGGGUCGCGAUAAGGCACCAGAUUGGGACCCGAUUAGAGCCAUGUUAUCAUUUCUACUUGGGUUAUCUCUGGCAUGGAGCUAGGAGCGCACUGAUAGUGAUAGUCUACGAGAUCUUGGUUUCUAUGCAUUGCCUGCCAAAGAAGAACUGAGCCCAAUGUUUCCACACAAUUCUAGUUCACAUGAGAUUUCUACCGAAACAAAUGCCUUCGUACAAAAUUCCAAGAGGGAUGUAGUAGUAUUAGAGGGAAGCAGUCUGAGUGGGGUGGAGGAGGGGGAAGGACCAGAGCACGCUAGGUACUGUGAUAUCGAAUUCAUAAACAGCAGCAUGAUGGCAGCACCUACCAGCCACCCCGAAGCUACCGCCGCCAAUGACUUCUUAACCGUCCUGCCACGCCAACUGGGUGAGCUCCGCUCAGCCGGUGCAGGCGAGGCCCGCCAGUCAGUGGCGCCAGCAACCACAAGAAACUCAACAAAUCACCUUCUAACCUACGAUAAUAAUAAUAAUAAAGUAAAUAACCAUAACAAUGCAGAACAUAAUCAUCACAAGUACAGAAAGCAAAACACACCGGGCUCGCCCGGUGAGGACCCGGGCAGCUCCGCCGAUAACUCUAAGUCUACUCGUAAGCCGUUAAGUGAUAAUAAGGAUAGCUUUAGCGAGUUAAGCGUUAGGGUACUAAAGUUAAGCGUAAACGUAAGCGUGCGCGUUAAGGGGGGCGACGCGUGCCGCCCCGCUGGGGUACCUAGCCUAGUUAGGAUACCCAAGUCUGAUCGCCCCCAGCGGCCGUCGCGUGUCGCCGCCUCCCUCGACAAUUACUCCUUACUAGGGUCCCGCCCCCUCGGGGGCGACAACAAUAACUUUAAGGCUAAUCUUAGCGUACUAAGUAAUAAUAAUAAUAACUCAAAGUCUGUGAUAUUGCUCAGCUCAAACCGUUACGGUGAUUACUAUCUCCUCCUGAUCGGCGGCGACUCAGCUCGCUCGCAGGACCGAGUGGCCGGUGGCGCCGUCUCCGUUCUCGUGGCCAAAGGCGGGCCGAGGGCCGCGCGGUCGCCAGGCUUGGGACGCCACCUAGUCACCGGCCUCGCGCGGCCUCGGCGACGACUCGGUGCCCACGACGCUUACGCUUUCGCCGAGCCGCCGAGGCCAGGGCCCGGUGACUUCCUCAAAUUGCAUUUCGACGUUGUAUCGGUCCCCGCCUAUGCUCACAAAUUGAUCGCGGUUAGGCGUCCCGUCAGUUCUUCCAAUACGCUUAUCGUUUCCAAAAAGGGAAAUGUCGCCGGGCGCGCCCGGUCGUCGUCCACUCCUCCGGUAGGACGGGUCGCCGUGACGAAGCUGCAGCAACGCAUAUGUGUUCCAUUAACGAUAAAGCUUAAGGUUUACGGUUACGAGAUCGGUAAUAAUAACAAUAGGCGUAACUCUAAUAACGAUAACGGCGUUAGCGUUAGUUUCGGUAACGGUGAGGAAAUUAAUAUUAGAUACAAUAAUCGAGAUGUUAUCGAGGACAUUGUUAACGUCGCUGUGUGCUACAAGACUAGUUUAACGACGACUACUAACUUUAGGUUCUUAAUAGGGUCUCAUUGCGACGACGACGACGACGACGCCGAUCACGACGGGGGUGAUGACUUUGAUGACGAUGAUGAUGGUAUUAGCCGUACCGAAGCAACAAUAUUUACUGUUGGUGCUCUUUCAUUUCAGGAUAACGAUAAGUCUAACGAGCCUCUAAACGCUAGCUUUAAGAACGAUGAGUAUCAAGUGUCUACUAAGGUUGGUCUUAAAGAUUCUACGAUUAAGCACGUAUCUAAGUCUACGCCGAGCGAUAAGUCUAGCGAUAAGUCUGAUAUGUCUCGCGCCACCCGACUCCAAUACGAAGGCGACGAGCGAGUCCGGUCAGAGGUUAACAUUCCUACACUGACUACCUGCGAGCCUACGAUGACGCUUACACGCCAACCAGCCACCGUCACAUCCCAAAUUAACGCUGUACCUGUCUAUCGAGUCGAGCAGCCCAGCCCGGACCGCAGCCGGCCGGCGAGCGCUGCACGAGACUCGAUUAAGUUAUAUGCUACUAAACGACGACAACAACCGCUACUACUACUUAAAUGCGAUCGAUGCGGCCAACCGGGAGAGAAUUUCUUAAUGGCGCGCACGUGCAACCUUGCGACGCUUCGGGACGACCAGCCGUGGGUCGUCUUCGGGGGAAACGCGGCGACCACGCCGAACCAACUUGAGAGUAUUGUCUUUGAACCGUCAACGGCGACGACCACGAGACUAUGGAGAGUCCCUCUGGAAUUGGGUCUCUUCGGGGCAUACGCUCUUAACGAACGAGGACCGCCCGCCACCCGGACGAUCGCUUCGGCGAACUCGAACGAAGUGGAUGUAACCCGACUACGACUGGGACCGGCAAGAGAAUGCAAAAGUAUUUCGAGUAACCAAGUGUUGUGCACCUACGAUAAGUCCCGGAUCACUGCGAUAAGUAACGACGACACCUUUGCGAACGUAGAUGUAACCCAACGACCCGGAGAGAUCCUUUCGCUCGCCCGUAGGGGCGCGUUCAUCGCUCGUGUCCGCAACCUUGUACUUGCUCAGGACGCAAACUUGAGAGAUGCUUUAAGAAACACCUUAAGGAUGCUCUUCGGCACGACGCUUUCGAAGGAACAACAAUUCAUCCACGAGUAUAAGAAACGCUGGGGUAUCCCUACUUAUCUGGGGCUGGUGGGCGGUGGCGAGAGCACCCUGAACAACGGGGUCCCACCCAAUUGGGGAAAUGCCCAAGCCACGACACCCAACAACAACAACGCCGCCCAGUCUGGCUGGGGAACGACUCCUGGAAACCCACCGGGCAGUGCUGGCCCUCCCAACAAUUGGGCAACCAACAGCGUCAACAGACCCGUCACUGGAAACCCUAAUCAGAACCAGAAUCAGCUGCCGCCAGGUCCACAGAACAACCCAGGUAAUGUAAAUAAGGCGAACAACCCGAAUCAACCGCCGAAUUCGCAGUCCGGUCCGCCAACAUCUCAGUCGAACAACUCGACUCAAGGAAAUCAAAAUAGCGGCCAAUGGUCCCAAGGAAAGGGGAACACCGCUGGGGGACCAGGGCAAAAUCCUUCGGCCCAAAAUAACAACAACGGUGGGGUUCAACAGCAACCUUCUGGUUCCAACGCAAACAAUAAUCAACAGAACAAUCCUGUGCAAGGAUCCGUUAGUAGUGGUAACACCCCGGCUAGCAACAAUCCAUCAACCAAGCAACAGUUGGAACAACUAAACACUAUGCGAGAAGCAUUGUUUAGUCAGGAUGGCUGGGGAUGUCAACACGUGAACCAAGACACCAACUGGGACGUCCCAACAUCACCGGAGCCGAGCAUGACCAAAGAUGGCGUACCCAUGUGGAAGCCUCCCGUGAACAACGGCACGGAUCUCUGGGAGGCUAACUUGCGCAACGGUGGGCAACCACCCCCUCAGCAGCAAGCAAAAGCCCCCUGGGGACACACACCUUCGACCAACAUCGGUGGUACUUGGGGGGAGGAUGACGAGUCUGCUGAUUCGUCGAACAUGUGGACCAAUGCCCCCACUCCCAGCCAACCGAACACCGCUCCGUGGCCGGGAGCCGCCGGUAAUCAAGCCGGUAUGUGGGGAGGAGGAUCCAAUUGGGGUGACCCCCGGAUGGACCCUAGAGACCCCAGGGAUUUAAGAUCGGUAGACCCUAGGGAGAUGCGCGACCCCCGCGACCAUCGCAUGUCCCUAGAUCCUAGGGACCACAUGCGUGUUAUGGAUCCAAUGGGUCGAGAUCCAAGAAUGGCGGACAUGCGUGGCGAUCCGAGGGGAAUUUCUGGACGUCUAAAUGGGGCAAGUGCGGACGCCAUGUGGGGCCAGCCUCCGGGUCCUCCUCAUCAUCAGAUGGGCCAUCAGCAUCCCUCUGGGCCGCCUGCAAAGAUGCUCAAUCAGUCGAGCAUGAACCAGUGGGCCGCUCCUCCACCUAAAGACAUGAUGCCCGGUAAACCAUCAGGAUGGGAGGAACCUUCCCCACCUACUCAGAGAAGGAACGUACCUAACUAUGACGAUGGGACUAGUCUUUGGGCCAAUCCGGCAGCCAAUCCGCGGGCGAUUCCAAGCACAAAGGUCUCGCAUUGGAAAGAUCUACCAACGUCCAAUCUGGGUCGCGGUGGAAUGCAGUGUCCUCCUGGAAUGCCGCAAAAUCGAAUGCCAGGUCAGCCCGGAAUGAAACCGGACGUGGGUGGACCAAUGUGGAGUCAUCCCGGUGGUCCUGGUGGCCGCAAUGGCUCCUGGACGGAUGCUCCUCACGACACGGUCGGCUGGGACGAUCCGAAGACACCUGCAGCUUGGAACGAGCCGCAACUCAAUCCUGCUAGUUGGGGAGGACCGUCUGCACAUAAACCAAAACCGAUGGGUCCAACUGGAAGCUGGGUUGACGACGUAGAUCCUCCACCUAGCUGGGCUCAUCCCGCUAAGCCGGUACUCACGAAGGAAGUUAUCUGGAACAGUCGCGAGUUCAGAUACCUUUGCGAGCUGGGCUACAAAAAGGAGGAUGUGGAAGCGGCCUUGAGGAGUCGUGAAAUGAACAGAGACGAAGCUCAGGAACUCUUGAGUCAACUGCGUCCCCUGGAUCAUUGGCGUCGCCAUGAUGCUCAUGGCGGAUACGACCCAACAAAUCAGGCCUCAAGUGCACCAGCAUAUCCAAGAUUUAAUCACGUCGCCCAACAAAUGUCCUUCCCACCGGGCGCGGGAGUGCCCAGCGGGGCGGCCACUGGUGGCGUUAGUGGUUCCGUUGCCAGCGCCAGCCUCCUCAAGCUCCAGCAACAGCAACAACAGCAAGCCGCUGUGCAGCUGCAGCAGCAACAGCCCACUACCAAUGCGCCUCAACCUCCAUUUAACCAGGCAUCUCGCACGCCGCAAAAUCAACCCAGCACCCAGCAACUGCGAAUGUUGGUUCAGCAGAUCCAGCUGGCCGUUCAAGAGGGUUAUUUGAAUCACCAGAUCUUGAAUCAGCCGCUGGCGCCGCAAACCUUGAUCCUCCUGAACCAAUUGUUGCAACAAAUCAAGGUUCUCCAGCAGUUACAUCAGCAGCACUCCGUGCAAAGCUCGCUAAAGGGCAAUGGGCAGACAGUAUUGCAGAUUAGCGUCCAAAUAACGAAAACCAAGCAACAGAUAGCGAACUUGCAAAAUCAGAUCGCAGCUCAGCAGGCGACUUACAUGAAGCAACAACAGCAGCAACAGCAUCCGGCAGCUCCUUCGCAGGCGUCAGAGUAUUACAAGACUUCCGUUCACGAUCCGAUGUCCGCGUUGCAGAACAGCUUCAGCGAUCUCGCCGUUAACAAGGAACCACCCGUGAGUCAACAGCAGUCCAGAUUGAAUCAAUGGAAACUACCGUCCCUAGACAAAGAUAGCGACAUUGCGACAAACGAGUUCUCCCGAGCUCCUGGGACCACGAGCAAACCUCCAACAGCACCCGGAGGAUUGACUCAAUCACAUAGUAGUCCCAAUUUGAAUCCACUCUUGGGACAAGGAGACGGAACGUGGUCUUCCAGGCUUGGGGACAGCGGGUGGCCCGAUGCCGGCAACAGCGAUUCCACCGAUGGCAAGGAAUGGCAGCCAGGUGGCGCUGCCUUCACAGACCUGGUCCCAGAAUUCGAACCGGGCAAACCGUGGAAGGGUACACAGAUGAAAAGUAUCGAAGAUGAUCCCAGCAUCACUCCCGGCUCGGUAGUGCGGUCUCCUCUUUCUUUGGCUGCCAUCAAGGACCCGGAUGCCAUAUUCUCAUCCAGCAGCAAGACUUCGCCACCACCGCAGACCGCCAAUGUCGACACUUCUAUUCCAAGUCUCAGCAAUUCUACUUGGAGUUUCAAUCCACCAGCCACGACCCCUAGUGCCUUCACAAGCUCGAAGAACACUUGGGGGGAUUCGGCGCCUCCUCCAACUGCGGUGACGUCAGAACUUUGGGGUGCUCCUAUGAGCAAAGCCCGUGGACCACCUCCAGGAUUGGGCAGCAAGGGCGCUGCUAAUGCCAGCAACGGAUGGGCCGGAUUAGGAACCGUAGGACGUUCCUCCAGUUCGUGGGGUCUUCAAUCCGCCGGAGGCAAUUCCGGCUGGGUGUCCACCUGGCUUCUGUUAAAGAACCUGACGCCACAAAUCGAUGGGUCCACUCUGAAGACGUUGUGUAUGCAACAUGGUCCCGUUCAGGACUUCCGGCUGUACUUGAACCAUGGGAUCGCUCUCACCAAGUACUCCUCCAGGGACGAAGCCAUCAAGGCCCAAGGAGCGUUGAACAACUGCGUGUUGGGCAACACAACAAUCUUCGCAGAAUCUCCAGCCGACAGCGAAGUACACACGCUGUUGCAGCAGCUGAGCCACGGCGGCCAGCAGCAAACAGCAGGCUCCGGAGGUAGCGGUUGGAGCCUAAGACCUACCAAUAAAACGGGUCCUCUUCCAGAUACCUGGGGUGGUACCACCAGCCAGCUGUGGGGUGCACCCCCCACGACCAACUCCCUCUGGGGCAGCGCCGGUAUCGACACCAGCGAUCAGCAACGGGCUACUCCCAGCUCCCUCAACUCGUACUUGCCCGGAGACCUCCUGGGAGGUGAGUCGAUGUAGAGGUCGAGUCCCUUCGUUGGAGUAUCACGGAUCCCCGGGAUGGAGAAAGGUAGCGCGUUCGCCCCUCCCUCUAACGCCGACCCGUGGAGCCACAACACUACUAUGCCCGACGCAGGGAGAGGAAGCACUUUCCGGGGCCAGGGAAUGGCCCUCUACUAGUAAUCCUAGUUUCACAGAGCCGAAAGUCGCUCUCCCCGUUUCGAGAGCUUAAUGUACAUGUAUGUGCUAAAGAGCGCGAGCAAUUACCCAUCAGUUGGGAGCUGGAAGGCCGAACAAUUCAAAGAGUCUCCACAAAUCGUCAAUUACGAUGCGCAUUAGGGACGUAAUAGCUGAAACCAGUUACUUAACAGAGGAUGUAGGCUACAUGUGGUGAACACAGUAAAGGACGAAGGAAGAGUGCGAGACAGAGAUGGAGAGAGAAAGAGAGAAAAGUACAAGAUGCGCGUCCUAAUGUGUUGUAAACGUACUUGAGCGGAACAUUUAACUCUACCGAUUUCUUUACCGAUUGAAAGAAUUUAUUUUUAUCUGCAGUAACUUCUUAGCUUUUAUGCACUGGAAGAAAUGAUUGAGUCCGUAGGAGAUUUCCUGGCAGUUGUAGCGAAACAUGACGAGCGGAAUAGUUUCGGUAGAAUGACAUUUUAUCAUAUAUUCCUUGAGACAUCGAAAUCGUCUUCGACUUUUCACAUACCAGAAUAUACGUUUUCUCCCUGGCGUUGUAAAAAGAGGAAUACGAGUUUAGAAACGAUUAAAAAAGGGUUAAAUCGGUAAAGUCUUAAAAAUAUAGUAUAAGAAAAUAAUACAAUGCAAAGUAAAAAUCAAAUGUGAAGAAAUCGAGUCGUUUUCCUAUAAGAUUACGUAGGACUGAAUUAGUUGUAAAUUGCUUAUUUAAUGUGAAUUAGAUUUUAUUAGAAUUAUACCAGCGACUCGGGGUAAUGAUCUUCAACAUCGAUGAGACGUUGAAGUCGUUUAAUCAAGGAUGCUCGUGACGGCUGAUUACAUUCGGCCUGUGUGUACUUAGACAAAUCGAUACUUUGUUUCUCUUUUUUGUUAUUAAUAUUGAAGCAUUUACGGAUAACAGAUUAUUUUAUUCCGCGUCAUUUUAAUAUCUUCAAUUUGCACAGCGCGCGAGUGACGAACGCGUAGGUGCAAUUAAAAAUGUAGAAAAUGAUAAAAUUCCAUAUUGAGUCCAAGAUUAUCCAAAAAUAGCGAAUCUAUAAGAAGAUAGUAGUUAAGACUGCUUUCAUUUGUAUUGCAUCCCUUCCAGAACUAUAUCAACAUUGAGCAAAGCACUCGCUCAUGCGUCCAAAGUGAAAAGAAUACUCCAGAUGGCAAUGACGUUUGUCUCAGCUUUAGCUAGUUCCUCUCUCUCUCUCUCUCUUUCUCUCUUUCUCUCUGUCUCUCUCUCUCCCCCCUCUUUCUUCGUUCCCGAUAAACGAUCGUCAUCUGAUGCAUUCGGCACACGGAUCUUUAGAUGCUCUCGUAAGACGCUCCGUGAAACGUCAAUUACGACACACACACAGACACAGACACACAUACACUAGGGACGUAAUCGUUAGAGCGAAUAAUAUGCGAGAGAAACCUCAAAAUAGAGAUCGAUUAAAUUCUCGAUGGGAGAGAAAGAGGGAGACUCGUGAGAAAAGUAAAGCCGCAUUCGCGCGAAGAGUGCAGGUUUUCAUUGGAGCCUGUCAUAUCUCUGCGGCCCUAAGGAUAGUUUACGAGGGCGUUAUCAGCUUCGCCGUGCUCGGUGGAAUUCGUACGGCUCGAACCAAGGCUUUUUGACUGUCCGAUAACGCGCGCGUUGUUGGCUAACGUGGAUUCGGACCUCGCCGACCGCCUUACGCUUCCACCGCAGCCCACCGUGGCGCUGCGAACCGAGACCCGUCGAGGGACGUAAGCGCCGUCUCGACGAGUGUUCCAUUCUUCGCUGGACAGUUUAAAGACUGCAGCGAGUAUCAAACUUAGACUGUACCAUUCUAAUCAAAAGAAAAAGAAACCUUAAAAGAAGCAUUGGCGUCGCCGCCCGCCGCGCGGUCGUUCCGAUAAGAGGAUAUGGCGCGUAUGGGCCGGCCGGGCAGCGGCGCAACGAUACCAAAUGUUAUCGCAAUAACGUAAAUUUUAUUGUAUAUUAAAUCUAAAUGCCACCUGUCGUGCCAAUGUCCAGUGUGUCUCUGUAACAUUUAUUAAUCUAGAGUUUUAUCGAUAUGCCAGAACGGGAGGGGGAGGCGACGGGAGGGCGGCAGGCUGUUAGGAGAGGAAAAUACUGAAUAGGAGUAGGCGAGUAUUCCAAGUUUCGGAAGAGGAUCCGGUAACGUCGGUAAAUCCAUUUAGAGAGGGAUAGAUGUCCAGGGACUCUACCAAUGGACGGCUUAAUUGCUUCGCUUCUGGAGCUAGGUCUACAGUCUAGGCUCAUCUGACACGAUUUGUCGGAUUUCCGGAAGUGCCCCCGUAUGUUGUCGGAUUGUCGAUGGCUCGAUUCAGGUUUGCGAUGUUACCGGGUCCUCGGUCUGAUCUCGUCUGCGGUUUGGGAGGACUAGCAUGCUUCUUUUCGCGAGAGCGUCGACUCGAAGAGUGAAGACGUUGGAGGUAGAAAUCAACAAAGCAUUGUUUAAGAUAAUAUUUUGUUCAAUAAGUAACCGAACAAAAUAUUGUGGUGGGCUUCUGUUGGCUCGGAUCAGGAGGAUGCUCUGUGGGUUUAGAAACGUUUCCGUUAGUCCAUACAAGGGGAAGGGUUUGUGAUUUCUUUACGUGGUAUAACGAUUCAAAGGUUUUUUCAUUUUUUCCCCACAUUUUGCAUUUAUUGUUAGUACAUUUUGUGAUGUAAGCUACUCUGUACCCUUGUUUUGUGAGUACAGGUGGAAAAUCAGUUGCAAUUUAGCUGUCCGAAAUAAGGGAUAUGAGUCUGUUAAUUGAUCUUAAAAUUGAUAUUUUGUUUGUGCUCUUUUUGCGAUGACGUACGUUUAUAUCUUUUCCGAAAUGUAUAAUGAACCUGUGUUUCUCGGUAGCUUUUAUUUAUGAUUCACUGUUGACACUAAUACACGGAUACACAGGAGACGUUACCAAAAAUUCAAUGUGUAAAGAGAUUCAUCACGCAUUAAGGUAGACAUUAGCGGAAAAUAAUAUGAAAAAAGAAGUUUUAAAGAUACCAUAUCGAGAAGAAAAACAGUUGUAGUAGUAUCAGUCUGAAAGUUUACUAUUUCAUGUACUUUCGUUACACGCACACGGUUCAGUAUUAUAGAAACAAGAUGGCGUACACUUUUUGCUCCUGCCUUUUAUAAAAUGACAUUUAGUGCCCAUCCAUAAAGGUGAAUUUCAAGUUUUUCUUUUUUUCCUCUCUUUUAAUAGAUACUAGAAACGCGAUGUCGGUCGAGAGGUAACACUCGGAAUGGAAUAAGAGUUGAAUAUCAAUUUUUAGAACGAUGAAACAAUUGAUCCGGUGAUAUCUCAGACCCUUCCCCUUGAAGAGGGAUUGUUUUCUAAAUCAAUCGGUCCAACGUGAUCGGGAUCUAACUUGGACACUGAAUCAGCGACGGCGAUUAUCGCAAUUGGACCUAAAUUUUCGAGCCUUGUCGGCCAAUUGUAGAAAUAGCGCGAUAUCGAUCAAGACGGUCGUCACCUAACGCAUCGACCCGAUAAGAUGACGCUUCUUGACUUCUUCAUUUAUACCGUUGCUAAUUCUUCACUCGUGAUGUACAAGAGCGCCAGUGAACCCGUGCGAUAAAUGGCGAUCGAUCGACCAUGUAAUAUACCGUACGCCUCGCGUUUAGUAUGAUUUAGAUGACACUGGGAUUAGUGGGGUUGGAAGAGCUCCCCGCUAAUCAUUUGAGCUUCGAGAUAUCGGUUCGGGGUAUCGUCAGAACACGGUUUUGAAUCGAAUUUACUAGUACUCCUAACGUCGAAGGUACCUGAUGGAAUGAAAAACCAAAUGACGACGCUAAGAGCCGCAAACAAAUGGAAAGGAACUCGCGAGAUUGACUAUCGUCGAUUCGGCGUGGGUUUUCUAUUUCGACGCUUCGUUCGAUGUUUCCGAUGGAAGGCAACGCCGAAGGAAAGAUACUCAUAUCGAUAGCGGGUUGUUCUUUACUCCCGGUAAAGGGAAACGAGGGAGAUAAAAGAGAAAAACAUUCAGGAGUCAGUUUUAGGUCUUCGUAUUUUCCCUUGCGAUAGUUGGUCUCGCGGGUGGCGCCGGAAGUGUCUAGAAUCUUUUCGGCUCUCUCAAGGCGAAGCGUCGCGAAGAGCAGCAAUUUGAAAAGUCCAACGAUUCUUUCCGCUUUCUACCAGUCGAUUCACGGAGAAGAAGCGCAAAUACACUCAGAAGCGAUCGGGAAGGAGAUGAAACCGCCAACAUAUUAAACGUAUCGAGCUAUAACGGGAGAGGUACAUAAUAGGAUACGUGAACCUUAACUUAGUUGUAUUACGGAUCUAAUUUAAGAUAAUUAAUCAUUGUAAGCGUAGCGACAGGGAGAUGACCGACCGACGCCGACGAUAAAUACGGUACCUGAGAUUGCGAUGUGUACGAGAUGAUACCGAAUAGCCCUCUUAGCUUUAUCGAGGUAUUCGAGAUAUUGGGUCCCGAUAAUAUCUACCUAGAUCAUCCAGACGUCAGACUAUAGAAUGCUGACUGAAAGACUUUGGUAGCGGGUACCCACUCUCUCUUUUUCUCUACUGGCCCAGGUACCCGAUUGCACUGUUAUCCGAAUGGUCUACGUAUUAUCAGUCAGUGAAACCGUUUAACUCAUUCGAUGCCAGGAAAAUAUAGAGGCAGUCUUGGUACAAUGGCGGACAUGAGUGCCUCCCCUGCAGAUACGGCAUCGCCUGUGCAGGACGGGAGGGCAUUGAUGUCUCCCAGUGCACGUACGCUUACUACGAGAUUUCUCGUAGCUGGCAGCGAAUGGGCUAAGCGAUAUUUCAUUUUUGAAGAUUACGGGGAUGAAUGGAUAACCGGAUAAUCGAGCGACAGAAUGCUGGGUACACCUUACCCAACUAUUUAAAACUCAAGUAUUACCCGCAAAAUCUGAGGUAAAGCUCUUAUCCUAAACUUAGAUGCUACCCGAAUAUUACGUGCGUGAGUAUGAGGAAAAAGAUGUUCUUACCCAAAUCAUUGCGCAUCCGGGGAGCAUGUUUAUAAAUAUACCUCAUGUUACUCAGUUUCGACUUACGGGAAACACAUGAAUGUCGUGGACUUUUUGGAUACGGUCGGAUAUGUAUGGGAAUAGUAAGACGUUUAUCAAUUCUAUAACUAUUGGGUAGGACGUUCUGUGAAUAUCAUUGGCUAUUGAUAUCCUUUAACAAUAUGUUUACCGAAGUGGAAACUUUUCUUUUCUCUAUUUUUUUUUUUAAAUGAUUAUCAACUCUCGUGGUGUUGUAUACGAAAAUAAUGCCGACUGAAGGCAACUAUUGCCAAAUAAAGAGGAAACUAUAUCAGUGAGGUCACGCACGUAGAAGGAUAGGGUAAAUGCAGGUUUAGUUAAAUAUAGAAUUCGUCACAGGCUUGGAAAUUGCAAACUUUACUUUUGUAUUCUAUUAAAAUACAGCCCUUUAGUUGCACGAGAGAUCAGCCACUAUGUUCGAUUCACUUACCGUCGAUAUCCUGGAUAAAAUGAACCGUUCUUUUCACAUUUGUACAUUUCGUCUCUGCAUUGUGUUGCUGUAUAAAAGCGAGACCACGAGACUUUCGAAAAAUCAGUCAUAUUUUUAUGAUCGCACAUUUAAAACAAUAUAUCCCACUUUUGGUGAUCGCGCGUUUAAUUCGAAUUACUUAUGCGCUUAUCAUAGGCCACAUUGUGACCUCCAGUAAGACAAAAAGUUGAAUUUUGAGAAGCAACGUUCUCCGAUAACUUGAGAAACGCAAUAAAGCUGCAGUUUUCAGCUAACGACGAUAUUAUUGCGAGUAAUCUCUUUUCUAUAGCGCUGUCAUACAUCAAUAGUAGCGUGGAUCCAAUUGACACAUUACUUUUCUUUUUGCCUAUCAGUUAACCUCUUUAUCGAAUCAUUCUGGUACGUCUAAUUGGAUUGUCAGUUGCUAUUGCAUUAAAAUGAUCAUAACGUCCACAACAAAGCCCUUUUUUCUCAUUAAUGCACCUAGGCAAUAAUGGACGCAUCGUUUUCUCAAGUACCAACUUUGAUCCAUUGAUCUAUCCUUCUACGUAUGUCUUACUUCGUCCGUGAUAUUGGUGUUUGCCGAUAGCGGUGCCAUUCCUUAAACGGUAAUCAGCUCUAUCCUCCGUCGUUGAUAAGGUCUAUCCAGGAAUUCUCUGAAAAUGCAACAAGUUCCGAGAAUUUCAUCAGCCUCCAUCACUUACACUCAGUAUUGGAAGCGUCUCCAAAUGAGUCUCAGGUCUUCGUCUUUUCAACUUCCAACCCAGAAUCUUUCUUUCCCCCUUUUGUCAAGUAUUCAAGUACGUCGCAAUCAUCGGCAGUGAUAAGUUAAGUCAAUGAACGGUUCCCGAUAAUAAAAUCAAGAAUUAGACGAGCCAUCGUGCCCGAUGACACUAUCAACGACGAGAGCUACCAGAACUAUUAUACCACCAUUAAGGACACCCGUUAUCAGCAAUAGCGUUUUACUAAUGUAUUUAUCAGGAGAAUAAGUGUAGGGUAAGGGGUUUGGAGACAUACCCGAUACGCAUAGGGCAAGUUACGAUAACGGACCGACAGACCGACACGAUUUCGAAAGUGACGACCAAUGAUGCACGCGAUUCGGAGAGUAAGACGAAUCCUUCCGCGGAUUUGGCGGGAAGACAUUUGUUGUGAUAAUAAUAUUGAAUUUAGACAUUUAGGUCUCUGACGAUUAAUGCUUUAUCGAUGUAUUCCGCCUGGUGAGAUACUAGGAGGGGAGGGGGGUAAAUAUAAUUAAUUAGAAAGUUAUAUGACGUCGACGUUGGCGUUGUUUGGCUUUGGGUUAAGAGUCGAGUGGAGGAGCGCGACAAUGAAUUUUUGAUGUAAACACAUCUCUCUCGACCGCAGCAGAUGAGGGCUGCUGAUCAAUUGACUAUCGAUUAUCAUUGAUUAUCACACCUGUACAUUGCGUAUUGAGUCAUAUUGAGUAUAUCGCGAGUGCGGCGCGAUCUUCCCCGUAUAGGAAGUAACAUCCUUUGCAGACCUUAUCGUUAAGUACACCGGUUCGCGUGCAUGUGCGUAACGCACGUCCAACAGGAAGAAUAUAUAUAUAUAUAUGUAUGUAUACGUAUACAUGUAUAUAUAAAUAUAUAUAUACACAAAAUACCAUACACACCUACAUUACGCAUGCACCGACGUGUGCACAUACACACGCAUACAUACGCCGGUAAGGGAUUCUCAAAGAGACAUUUGAACAUAUAUAUGUACAGGCAUAUAUACCUACGCGCAUAAAUACACGUAGUAGAGGGAUAAGUAAAUGAAACUAUACGAUUUUUAAUAUUAAUAUAUUUAUUACGAAUUACUAGCCUAUAUCUUCAUAUUAUGAUUUCACGCGUAUUAUCGAAUAAUACGGCCCCACUAGAGGAUAUAUUGUCCAUUAUUGAAUGUUGUGAAAAUAUAUGCGGGUAGCUUGUGCAUGCUCUGUAUGUAACAAACGAAUAACAAAACAAGAGAUAUAUAUAUAUAUAGGUAUAUAUAUAUAUAAUACAUACGCACAGAUGUGUACACGGGCGUUGCUCGCUAAGAUAUCGCAGGAUUGACUCGUAGUUUCUCGUUGACUCGGAGUUGACCUAAAGAUAGAGGGAAAGAAAAGAAAAGGAAGAAAAAAGAUAACUAAACAAAGUGAUGAACAGUAUAAAUUGGUGACUGUGAUUAUAAUAUUCGAUAGUAACAUUCGACUCGGGUAGUUAAUCUGUUAAAAGUAAUAUAAAUACUAAAAUAAUUGAGAGGUAACGCUGUUGAUUUGUGAAGGACUGAUUUGCUGAAAGUACCAAUUCCCAUAUGCAAGACGCGUACGAAGGAGUACUUACGUACAACCGAGGGUGCAGGGAAAUUGAUAAAAUCCUAAAGGUCUCCAAGAAUCUCCACAGAGCUCUUUACGCUGUUAUUAUUUUCAUCCGCUAAUAUAAUAUACAGGAAAUGUGGCAAACGGAACAAAAGUCAAGAACUGUGAUUAUUACUUUCGAGUAAUACUUGGUUCGGGUAGUCUUGUACGACAAUUAUACCAGAAAUACCAAAAAAAAGAAAAUAAAGGAAAUGGUUCGAGAGUCAUUUUAUUACGAUUUUAGUACGAUGGAUUUGUAACGAUUGUAGAUGCUUACGUCUAAUGUAUAAUACACAAAACUGAGUCUUGCACUACUCGCGACAAAAUGGAGUCCUAUAUUCUUUAAGGUCUCAGUACAAUUCAGUACAACAGUUUCCUACUGCCAGGGACAAUAAUGAUUCCUCUUGUCCUUGUAAUUCGAUCCUAUCCUCUGGAUGGAGGAGAGGGUAAAAACUCGAAAAUAAACGAAAAAACGAACAUUGUGGCAAUCCUGAGAAGUCUGUGCGAAUAUGCCCGCUCCCAUCGCAACAUAAAACACACACACACACACACCACACCACACCAUACACACACACAUAAGGAGAAUCGUGGUAAUUUUUUAGGAACUUAAGGGAGAUAAAAACAUACACCUGCAAUGUGAUAUUCUCGUGUCUUGUCUGACGAGAGACGUUGUUCUAAUAUUAUAUAGUUGGCGUUUGUCUUUUCGCGUAGGUUUAAGGGACUAUUAAGCGAAAGAAGAAACUGAGAGUGAGCGAGAGUGACUAGCGUAUGUGUGUGUAUAUGCGAAAGAGAGGGGAAAACGAGCAAAUAUUAUAAAAGACAAAAAUUGAGAAAAUCCAAAAAAAAACAAAAAAAACAGUGAACCACGGUGUGUUGCGUGCCUGGUAGAUGAACUAAGAGAGAGAGAGGAGGUUAGCCUUUAGAGGUUAGGGAACACACUAUUGUUGCGACUCAGAAGAGGUGCUUCUUCCGGCUUUCCGAUCCUGUAAUUUCGCACAUAGAAUCUUCUCCCUUUCCGUCGAUCCCGUUUCUUUUUGAUUCCUAUUUUCCUUUGGUGCAGGUCAGAGUAGGUCUCUUGGACCAGAGGUGGGAACUGUCGAUAGAUUUUAGUCCUUAGGGUCCGACUACACAUGCCAUCUUAGAUAGUAAGUAUUCUCAUUUAUAUAUUGUAUUAUAUGCUCCGUAUUGGUUAUAGCUGUUGUCAUUGUGGCCGUCGCACAUCGUCGUCAUUGUUACAAACACGCGCGCGUGCGCACCCAUCGCUGUUACUUAUAUUUACAUAUUUGUGUUUGUAUAAGGUAUUCUCAGUUUUCGGCGCCAUUACCCUAGGCCGAGUUCGUCCACUUCCUCGCUUAGACGCUAGAGGCGCUAAUGUCGAUCUUCGCCCUGCCGGGCUCUACCCUAGCGCCGUUCCCGCGGAGUGACCUGAACCUUUUCUCCAGAUUUUAUUUAUCCGUUGUUCUUAGGGAGUUCCUUCCCCCUAUGAUAGAUCUCUAUCGGUUGGGUUGUCCACGCGAAUGUUGGUCAGGAUUAACUGCGCAAGGCUACGCAAGAUCUCCAUGCGAGUUCUCCAGGGAAAGAAUAGACGAAACCAUGUCGAAAUACGUACAACUGUCUUUUAUUAAGCAGCCCUCGAGUUUUAAAUUUUUAACCGCUGAACUGUGUAAGAAAGGCCUGAAAUUUCAUAUAAAACGGCAUGAUUCAGGGAACGUCUCGAAGAAUUCGUUUACCUUAAGAGAGCAUGCUUUGAAGCGUUUGCCCUUACUUAAUCUUUUAUCCUUGAUCCUCGAGUUUAACUUUUGCGCAGGCUGGAAAUCGAAGGUUAGAAAAUUGGAAAGGUAUUUUAGAACGGGACAUCUUACUUUCGUUCGGAGUCACUCGUAUCCUUUGUCAGUUUCUUCGCGGAAUCCUUCCCGUAAACAAUGCGUUUACGAAAUCGCCCUAUAACCUUACCAUGUCCGGGCAGUGUAAUUCGUAAUCGAGUGAUUAACUCGUGAUUCAUAAGGUCAUGGAAUUAGCUAUGCGAGUUCGUUUGCUUCCUCGGUUUUCCGCUAGGAGCGUUACCGUCGUUAACGACUGUUUGACAUUAGCCGCACUCGUACGGAGGAACCUAAGCUUUUCUAGGGAUUUAUCCUCUCGCGCAUAUUCUACGUCUAUUUUAUUUUAAGAAUUCCAUUUUCAGUCCUUUCACUUUGCCUUAGACUCGUCCAUUUCGGCGGAGAUAAUCGUUUCUUCAGUGCUUCGUAAAUUGCACCCGUUGCUAGAUACGGCUUUAAGGUGGUAACAUUUAAGAUCUCAAAUUCCUCUUAAUUAUAUCCUGUCCUUGGAGUUUCGGACGAUUCAUGAUUUGACAAGCCGGUGAUCUAUGACAUUUCCUCGUAAGCCAGAGAUUAAUAUAUUUGUACUUAAAUGAAACCAUUGUUACUUGCAGGGCGCUACGGUAACAUGCGUUAAGACGUUUCCGUUUAGAUACAAAUGUGACAAACGCAAGAAAUGCCUUCCUUCUCUGAUACGGGGUAAUUACCGGUUUCCGGUUUCUCCAAAAUCAACUCACCUAGUCGAAAUAGCUCCUUUUUCCUGCGCGAAGGUAGCGUUCGGUUUUCUCCUUAGUGGAUUUAGGCUCUCCUAGUCUGGGGAAAUUUUGUUACUAUUCCUUUAUUUCGGAUUAAUAGAUCUGUACGAAAAAUCGGAGAUUUCCAUGUGAAUCCUAAUGGGGCCAUAUUACUGAGAUUCGGAAAAAGAGAAAGAAAGAAAGAAAAAAGAAAAAAAAUAUGUUGAUUGCAGCUUUUAUACCUCUCGAAAAGUGUUUCAACUCGAUAUUUCGUAUGCUUGGAUUCUAGUCUUUGCGAUCCUAAGCCUUAUUUAUUGCAAGAUCUUUUACAGACACGCAACUGUAAAAUUCCCCGCGCAAUAAUCAUUCCGACUAAUGCGUUCCCAUUGAAGAAUCGAGAUCUAAAGAAUUCGGGAUAACGCUUUAUCUCGUGCUUAUCUUUCUGGACACUCUCGGUAACAAAGGCUAAGAAACGGGCAAUCGCACUUGGCAUUCAAGAUGGCUCCCUCUUGUCCCUUUUCUCCACGUUUCGGUUUCGGUAAGGUACUCUAAGGUAAUGUGUUCCCCCUUGCGGUUCGGAGAUAUGAUUUUAAAAAUGAAUCUAAGGUAGGAAGCAUAUAGUAAUACCAGAGAAGGAAUGAUUUAAGCAAUUGACGUUAACUAGCCAACUCCCCCUUCGUUCGCUUAAACGUAUUCUUAAGAAGUAGUUACCGAACACUGAGAAUAAAUUGAGAUUAAAUUAAGAGCGGCAAACGUCUAAGGAACCUAGUUACUAUUUGCCAAAAAUAUCUAUUUAAUAAUUCUGUCCUGGCGUAGGUAUUGGAACGACGAUUUACUGCGUAUAUACAGUUUCGUUAUUUAAAUAUUAUUUAACGUGGCUCAUGCGGAAUUCCAAAAGCGACGAUAGGACCAAGUUCCGUAGAACCGCUCGAAUGAAAAAGAAAAUGGCUGACACCAGCCAGAUACGUCCGCCGCAGCAUUUCCGUUCGCGUCGCAGCUUUUACCUCGAGCCGACAAACGUAUACCGUAAUUGUAUUCUAAAUCGCGAUAAUCGAUCGUGGCAGAUUAACGAUAUCGUUUAUAGAUCAUCAUCGUCCUCCUAAUAUUCCUAGGACUUUCGAAUGUUGCUGCGUAUUCUGUAUUUUUUUAGUACCUUCCAGUCAAGGGAGCACAAUUAGAAAGCUUGGAAAGGAAACAAAAAAAAAUCAACAUAUUUUUCUACAACACGCGACACCUUUAUUUGUACAUUUAAUUGUAAAUUGCCACCUUUUUUUUUUAUGUUUGUUUAUAUUUACCCGCGAAAGUUAAAUAAUUUAAGGAAAUUUAUUCUGUAUUUUAAAGAAACUGAAGACGGAUUGUACUCGUAAAUGUGGUGACAGGGCUUUGAUCGGUACCACGAGUUAACUGUAAAUCGUGGACACAAUAAGUGACUUGUUUUUCUGGUUUUCUAAUAAAUAAAUAUACCACUUUAAUACA
Molecule: messenger RNA, 19326 nt
Organism: Orussus abietinus
Lineage: Eukaryota; Metazoa; Arthropoda; Insecta; Hymenoptera; Orussidae
Gene: gw
Product: trinucleotide repeat-containing gene 6C protein
Exons: 16
Coding region: 917-7363 (2148 amino acids)
Biological process (GO): miRNA-mediated gene silencing by inhibition of translation; positive regulation of nuclear-transcribed mRNA poly(A) tail shortening
Cellular component (GO): nucleoplasm; P-body
Molecular function (GO): protein binding; RNA binding
Source: RefSeq, a predicted model, not a curated record